GUCUGGAAAGUGGGGAGGGAUGGAGAGGAGGCGUCGUCGUCAGGGAACAAUGCCUCCCGCCGCGCGGGAGGACCGGCCUUGAUGCAAGCGCGGGUUCCCUUGCAGGCGAGCUUGCAAACGGCAGGAACCCGGCUGCCUAGGAGCCAAGGCGUCCUCUGCAGCGGCGGCGCCCUCCUCCACCUCCUCCUCUCGCUUCCAACCCAACUCUCCUGCCCCCGGUGGCCCGGGAGGAACUGAACUGUCGCUGCACAGGAAGUAGCGGCUGCUGGAGCGCACAACCGCACACACACACCCCACAUCUCUCUCUUUCACACACACACACACACACACACACGGGCAGCUGGGUCUGCCGCACUCCAUGCCCUCGGCUUUCCGCACCGGAGCCCGGCGCCGCCGCGACCCCAGGCUUCCCGCCCGCCUCCUCCUCGGAGCAGCCCUCCGAAGCGCCGCCGCAGUGCCAGAGGCGGCGGCCCCAAUUGCGGUAGCCGGCGCUGAGGGAAAGAGGUGGCGGCGCUGCUCCUCCUCCUCCUCCUCGGGGGAAGGCGGCGGCGGAGGUGGCCGCGGCUCUUGGGUCGGGGCUGGGCCAGGGCAGCCGCGGGGCAAGGAAAGGAGGAAGGAGGCGAGGCGGCGGCGGCUGCUGCUGCAGCUGCAGGACGGUAAUUCUGAGUGAAGGACCUUGCAAGCGCUACUAAGUGGUUAUCAUGGGCUUAAUUGCGUUUCUGAAGACCCAGUUUAUAGUUCACCUCCUGAUUGGGUUCGUCUUCGUUGUGAGUGGGUUCAUCAUUAACUUCAUCCAGCUAUGCACGCUAAUCCUCUGGCCUAUAAACAAGCAGUUUUAUCGAAGAGUGAACUGCCGCCUUUCCUACUCAUUGUGGAGCCAAUUAGUGAUGUUGCUGGAAUGGUGGUCUGGUACAGAAUGCACUUUGUUCUCAGACCAGGCUACAGUCGAUAAGUUUGGAAAAGAGCAUGUCAUCAUCAUCCUGAACCACAACUUUGAAAUAGACUUUCUGUGUGGCUGGACCAUGACAGAGCGAUUUGGCGUCUUGGGGAGUUCAAAAGUUCUUGCUAAGAAAGAGCUGUUGUACGUGCCCCUAAUUGGCUGGACAUGGUACUUCCUGGAGAUUGUUUUCUGCAAAAGGAAAUGGGAAGAAGACAGAGAUAAAGUUGUCGAAGGUCUAAAACGAUUGUCCGAUUAUCCAGAGUAUAUGUGGUUUCUUUUGUACUGUGAAGGAACUCGUUUUACAGAGACCAAGCAUCGUAUCAGUAUGGAAGUGGCAGAAUCCAAAGGACUGCCUAAGCUCAAAUAUCACCUGUUGCCCAGAACCAAAGGUUUCACAACUGCCGUCCAGUGUCUCAGGGGAACAGUUUCAGCCGUGUACGAUGUAACGUUAAACUUCAGAGGAAACAAGAACCCCUCCUUAUUAGGAAUCCUCUAUGGGAAGAAAUACAAAGCUGAUAUGUGUGUCAGGAGGUUUCCACUAGAAGAUAUCCCUUUGGACGAAAAGGAAGCAGCAAAGUGGCUCCAUAAACUUUACCAAGAAAAGGAUGCUUUACAAGAGAAGUAUAAUCAAGAGGGUACGUUUCCUGGAGAGCAAAUCAAACCUCGCAGAAGACCAUGGACUCUCCUCAACUUUCUGUUCUGGGCCACCAUUGUCCUGUCUCCUCUUUUCAAAUUUGGUUUUGGCAUUUUUGCAAGCGGAUCUCCUCUCUUGAUUCUUUCAUUCAUGGGCUUUGUUGGAGCAGCUUCAUUUGGAGUUCGCAGACUGAUCGGCGUAACAGAAAUAGAAAAAGGCUCCAGCUACGGCAACCAAGAAUUCAAGAAAAAGAAAUAACUUCACAGAUACAGUUCCAAACAUAUAACAAGACUAUGGUAUCAAAUUAACUUCAUUGAAAGAAAGACACUUAGAAAACUUAUCUUUUUUUUCUUAUUAACUGAUAACUACUAAUACUUGAGCCAAGACUGAAGAAAUUGGAAGAUUCAAGAGGAAGAGGAAACAAUUGACUACUUACCUGCCCAAGGAUCCCUGUGUUCAUAAGUUUGGGGAGAAAAAAAUAUCUGGGCUAAUAUUUUGUUUUAUUUUUGGCUUUCUUGUGGGUGGGAGGGGGAACUAAUGGGUGUAGCUACAUGCAUCUUCAGAUAAACUGGUUUGUCUUUCAAGAGUACAACACUUGCUCGCAAGAGGAGCUACUGAAUGUUUCUUCUUGCUAAAACUAAUUUAAUAUUUUCUUAUUCAUGGCAUCUUUUUUAAAAAAAAACAAACAAGCAAGGCAGCAUGAAUUGCAGCAAAAUCUCCAGUUGACUAACAGCUGCUCCUCGAGGAGGAAGCAGUUUGGAAAAGCUACUUCAUCCUUGCAGAUGUUUUAUUUUUAGGUUAAUAUUUAUUCAUUUCUGUACACCCGUGGCGUUCCAAUGGCAGCAGUACCUGACUGAUAAGCACAUACUUUGAACAAGGCACUAGAAUUAAUGCGGUUCCAGGCUUCCCUACUUGACAAACACAUUCCUUACCCCUCAUGCACUCCCAGCUGAAACAGGGAUGUGCUUAGCUCAGUUUCCUACAUAGAUCUUCGACUUGCUAUUUCUUUCUUUAAAAAAACAAAACAAAAAGCUUUUAUGACGACCCUGAAAUUAUUACCAGUAUGAUUAUGGCUGCUCAGUCAUUUCAUCUUGGCAGUACUACCCCCACUGCAAAAAAAAAAAAGUCUGUUCUCAGAAUCUCCUGUAUGGCUUGUGGUGCAAAAACAGCAUAAAACAACAGAGAAACCUGGAAAGAAAUUGUAUUCAAAAAGCUACUAAUUGUAGUAGAUAACAUAAGGUUGGUACUGUACCUCUGCAGCCUUCAGCACACUUACUUGGAAGGAAACACUACUGAUUUCAGGUCAAAAUUUCUUCCAGGCAAAUGUGUUUAGGGCUGGAAUGUCAGUUUGCCUACAUUAUCAUGGGAUAUUGCCAGGUCAUCCAGCAAUCAAUGAAGCCUUUAUAUAAGGUUCAGACUCAUUGAGGAUUUUCUGCUGCACAUUAAGAGCUACCGGUUUGGUUUCAACAAUCUCUGGCUCCGAAAACACACAUAAGAGCUAAGUAGAAAGGUUCUUACUGUGGUGGCUGCCCUCAGUCACAAUGCAUUGAGGUUGCUUCCCUGUGGAAAGCCAUUUGUUUGCUUGACACAGCCUUCAAGCCAACCAUGUUUUGACUGGCACAGCACCUCUAGGUUUACUCUAUAUAACAAAUGUUGUAGGUGAAUGACUAGUCACAAAGUCUCCCUUCAGAUACUGUUUUGUGUGCAGCUGCCUUUAAUAGGGCUUUGCAAAUUGAUUUCUGCAUCUCGGAAAUAUUUGAAAGUAUAUGGCAGUGGCAUAUAUCAUCUUCCAGUGCUGGGACCAAAUUUUGCAAUCAGACCCGCACCCAAAAAACAAACAAACAAAAACAA
This is a messenger RNA of Podarcis raffonei (Aeolian wall lizard), 3425 nucleotides long. It is a transcript of the gene AGPAT3, whose product is annotated as 1-acylglycerol-3-phosphate O-acyltransferase 3. Gene Ontology annotation, molecular function: 1-acylglycerol-3-phosphate O-acyltransferase activity. The coding region runs from base 702 to 1832 and encodes 376 amino acids. Lineage: Eukaryota; Metazoa; Chordata; Lepidosauria; Squamata; Lacertidae. The record is from RefSeq and is a predicted model, not a curated record. Gene Ontology annotation, cellular component: endomembrane system; endoplasmic reticulum. The transcript has 9 exons.